This is a messenger RNA of Diceros bicornis minor, 1001 nucleotides long. RefSeq names its product transcription factor 23 (gene TCF23). Bases 26 to 670 code for a protein of 214 amino acids. The record is from RefSeq and is a predicted model, not a curated record. The transcript has 3 exons. Gene Ontology annotation, molecular function: protein dimerization activity; RNA polymerase II transcription regulatory region sequence-specific DNA binding; DNA-binding transcription factor activity, RNA polymerase II-specific. NCBI's taxonomy places the organism in Eukaryota, Metazoa, Chordata, Mammalia, Perissodactyla, Rhinocerotidae. Gene Ontology annotation, biological process: developmental process; regulation of transcription by RNA polymerase II.
CAGCACCACACCCCAAGGGUGUGGCAUGUCACAGAGGGAGGCCAGAGGGGCACCAGCCAUGCCAGGAGUGGGGCAGAGCCGGGCUAAGGCCACGCCGCGGUUGCUAGCAGGCACUGACAGGAAGAGGAGCCGCCUGAGCAGGGCAAGGCAGGACCUGUGGGAAGAGACCAACUGGAGCAACAAAAGGUGGAGCAGAGCUGCCCCUAGCCCGCGAGAGGCCAAGGCCAGGAGCCUGGCUUGCGGCAGGAGCGAGGCCAGUCCUGAGAAUGCUGCGCGGGAGCGGAGCCGGGUGAGGACACUGCGCCAGGCAUUCCUGGCCCUGCAGGCCGCUCUGCCUGCCGUGCCGCCCAACACCAAGCUCUCCAAGUUGGACGUGCUGGUGCUGGCCACCAGCUACAUAGCCCACCUCACCCGCACGCUCGGCCACGAGUUGCCUGGCCCAGCCUGGCCACCCUUCCUGCGUGGACUCCGCUACUUACACCCUCUCAAGAAGUGGCCGAUGCGAUCUCGUCUCUAUGCUGGAGGCCUGGGGUGCUCUGGCCUUGACUCCACCACAGCCACCACCUCGGGCCAAAGAACAAAGGAGGCAGAGGUCAAGCCCCCAGUCUCUGGGGAGGCAGCUGCUCUCCUUCCCACCAGGCUACUCUCACCAGCUCUUGGUGACAAAUGAUCAUCACAGUCACUCUUUCCUCCCAGACUGCAACUCGAGGUUAGGGACCUGGAUUCUCUACCAGGCCCUGCCUGUCUUCACUCUGACUCUCACCCAUCGGAUCUGACUGAGCCUCAGCUCCCAGGUUCCAGCACACAGACCAGGCGAAGCAGCGGGCACUUCUGUGAUGGAGAAUACUCAGGAGCACCAGGGAGCAAAUCCUCAUCUUGGUACCCAGGGGAUGACUCCCCAGUGGCUCUUCUGUGGCAGCUACAAGGGAAGUGGGAGAGGAAGGGGUUUGAUUGGGUUGGAAGUUGAGUUAGGGCACCGCCCCUUGCUUUUCUCCCCUAAG